AGUAACCGGAAGUGCCUUCGUUCGUGCCCACCCUUUUGGCCGCCGCCUUCUUCCCCGGUGUCGCUGGAUCCGGUUUGCCGUGGCCGAGUGAAAGUCACUUUGAGGUCUGCGCUCGAUCGCCGCCGCUGCGCUGAGGAGAGGACGGGCCUGGGCCGGGGAUACAGAAAAUGGCUGACAACAUUCGAGAGAAGUUGGCAAACUAUAAAACAGCUCCUUUUGAUAGCAGGUUCCCCAACCAAAACCAAACACGCAAUUGCUGGCAAAACUACCUUGAUUACCAUCGCUGUGAGAAAGCCAUGGCUGCCAAGGGAGGAGAUCCUUACGUUUGCCAGUGGUACAAAAGGGUGUACACGUCCCUCUGCCCUAUUUCUUGGGUCACUGCUUGGGAUGAACGCAUAGAAAACGGGAAUUUUCAAGGCAAGAUCUGAUUGUCUCGUGCCUGCUGAAUGGCUCAGGAUGAUGCAGCACUGCUGAGUCCUCUCUGUGGGGUGACUCUGAAGGAAUGUCCGACAUCUGUCGCCUCUCCGGUUUCUGUUUGUCUUGAAAAUCCAUCAUCAUGUGAUGGUGCAGAGUCUUGGGCUUUGCCAAUUCUCAUUAAAUCCUAUUGAAACCUGU
Sphaerodactylus townsendi is the source of this 615-nucleotide messenger RNA. RefSeq names its product cytochrome c oxidase subunit 6B1. Lineage: Eukaryota; Metazoa; Chordata; Lepidosauria; Squamata; Sphaerodactylidae. The transcript has 4 exons. Gene Ontology annotation, cellular component: mitochondrion; respiratory chain complex IV. Bases 168 to 428 code for a protein of 86 amino acids. The record is from RefSeq and is a predicted model, not a curated record.